Salvia splendens (bonfire salvia) is the source of this 3577-nucleotide messenger RNA. Its product is annotated as phospholipase D beta 1. Gene Ontology annotation, molecular function: calcium ion binding; D-type glycerophospholipase activity. The transcript has 10 exons. NCBI's taxonomy places the organism in Eukaryota, Viridiplantae, Streptophyta, Magnoliopsida, Lamiales, Lamiaceae. Gene Ontology annotation, biological process: phosphatidylcholine metabolic process; phospholipid catabolic process. The record is from RefSeq and is a predicted model, not a curated record. The coding region runs from base 824 to 3376 and encodes 850 amino acids. Gene Ontology annotation, cellular component: plasma membrane.
UUUCAAUUGGCCUCUUCUUCCCCAAAAGUCACCAUUCGGCACCUCUUGUUUUAUGGGUUUUUGAGUUAAAAAGGGCAAAUUUUCACAGUGACUCCAUGCACUCACUGUUUAAACCAUAUAGGCAUUUAUUUGAGGGUAAUUGGUAACUGUAAGGUGCAAUAUUAGUUCAAGGGCGGAAAAAAAAUUAAGUGAAAGUUCAUUGACCUAAGCGCAAUUAUCCAUUGUUAAGUUUGUCUUAGAUGAGUAUUUUAUUACUCAACCAAUGGUUGAAUAUUCCGUCAGUAGGCCGGCUUCUGUAUUUAAUGCGUCGUGGUCGUUUGUAGCGUUUCUCUGAAUCUAUAUAAGUCAACCCAUCUAUGCUAUUAAUGAUUUCUGCCGCAUUUUGUUGUUCCAUUUAUAUUUUGUAGCGACAGUUAAUUUAGAAUUUUGAUCUUGCUUCAUAUUUUAUUCACCCUGCUUUGUACGUGGGCUUUAUGAGAAUCUGGAGAUGAUUUUUUGCUAGCUGGGAGAUUUCUUUUGAUGCUUAAUCUAUUCUUCUCUCAACUUUUUUUGAUUUGAAUGCUUUGUAUUUCGUUUGCUUUGCUGCUUGUACUCUGAUCUUGAGAUAUAUAUAUAUAUAUAUAUACAAUUGUAUGGUUGUUGCAUAAACAGAUUAGCUGAAUGUUCAAUCUUGAUUCCCAUUUGUGAGUUUGGUUUGAACAAAAUCUGUUUUAGUCUUGUUUAGUGUCGAGAUCCCAUAUACUGCUUGAUUCUGAGUGUUGAAAAGAUCCCUUUUUUGUAAAGAUAGUUAGUGGGAAGUAAGAAUAGAGGAAAAUUCACGAACAUGGCUCACUUAAGUUACUCUGAUUCAAUGUCUGGGAGCUCUCAGCACGGCCAAGGCGUGCAGUUUGUUCCGUUUAAGACCUCAACAGGGUCACUUAGGGUGUUGUUGUUGCACGGGAAUUUGGAUAUUUGGGUGAAAGAAGCCAAGAAUCUCCCAAAUAUGGAUAUGUUCCACAAGAACUUAGGUGAUAUGUUUGGGAGGUUGUCUGGCAAGUUCUUGAGUAAAGUGGAAGGCACGCCGCCUGUCAAGAUCACGAGUGAUCCUUAUGUUACCAUCUCCGUGUCUAAUGCUGUGAUUGGUAGGACCUUUGUGAUUAGUAACAGCGAGAACCCCGUUUGGAGUCAGCAUUUCAAUCUGCCAGUCGCGCAUUAUGGUGCAGAGGUGCACUUUGUGGUAAAAGAUAGUGAUGUUGUGGGAUCUCAGAUGAUAGGGGCUGUUGGGAUCCCUGUGGAGCAGUUGAUAUCUGGUGUGCGAAUCGAGGGUACUUAUCCGAUUCUUGCUGAAAACGGGAAGCAGUGCAAUCCGGGGGCUGUUUUGACCCUUUCCAUUGAGUAUACACCAAUGGAGAGAGUGCCCCUCUACCAUGGUGGGGUAGGUGGAGAUGUCUCGUAUCAAGGUGUGCCUGGUACCUACUUUCCUAUCCGGAGAGGGGGCAGAGUCACGCUGUAUCAAGACGCUCAUGCUGAUGAUGAGUUGCUUCCUAAGCUGUGUUUGGCUAAUGGUAGGUAUUAUAACCAUGGACAUUGUUGGCAUGAUAUCUAUGAUGCAAUCUGCCAGGCUCGUCGUCUGAUUUAUAUCACUGGAUGGUCUGUAUAUCACCUUGUUCAGCUUGUGCGGGAUGGGCCUAAUGCCAAAAACAGUGUUUUGGGUGAAGUUUUGAAAACCAAGUCUCAAGAAGGCGUGCGUGUCUUGCUCUUGAUAUGGGAUGAUCCUACAUCCACUAGCAUCUUGGGGUAUAAAACGGAAGGUGUAAUGAACACAAACGAUGAAGAAACACGCCGUUAUUUCAAGCAUUCAUCUGUUCAAGUGCUGCUAUGUCCACGAUCUGCUGGGAAGGGUAGCUGGGCCAAAAAACAGGAAACUGGAACGAUCUAUACUCAUCAUCAAAAGAGUGUGAUAGUAGAUGCAGAUGCAGGUCAAAACAGGAGAAAGAUUGUUUCCUUUGUUGGGGGCCUUGAUCUUUGCAAGGGAAGAUAUGAUACUCAGAAACACUCAAUUUUCAACACACUUCAAACUGUUCACAAAGAUGAUUUUCAUCAACCUAAUUUUGCUGGGGCAACUUCUGGUUGUCCGAGAGAGCCGUGGCAUGAUCUACACUGUAAGAUUGAUGGUCCGGCAGCAUAUGAUGUAUUGACCAAUUUUCAAGAACGUUGGUUAAUGGCCUCAAAGCGCCACGGCCUUCAAAAACUGAAAACUUCAUAUGAUGAUUCCUUACUCAAACUCGAAAGAAUCCCUGACGUGCUAGGGAUAGAUGGGGCUGCUGAGCAAGCUAGAAAUGAUCCUGAGGGUUGGCAUGUUCAGGUAUUCCGAUCCAUCGAUUCAAACUCUGUUGAAGGCUUCCCCAAGGAUCCUAAGGACGCUCCAGGAAAGAAUCUGGUCUGUGGGAAGAAUCUGCUGAUUGAUAUGAGUAUACAUACUGCUUACGUGAAGGCAAUUCGCGCUGCACAACAUUUUAUCUACAUUGAGAACCAGUACUUCCUUGGGUCUUCAUUCAAUUGGUCUAAUUAUAAUGACUUGGGUGCAAACAACUUAAUCCCUAUGGAAAUCGCUCUCAAGAUCGCCAACAAAAUCAGAGCACGAGAGAGGUUUGCUGUAUACAUUAUCGUUCCAAUGUGGCCGGAGGGGGCUCCUACAAGUACUCCCACGCAAAGAAUUCUCUUUUGGCAGUAUAACACAAUGCAAAUGAUGUACGAAACCAUCUACAAAGCUUUACAAGAGGUGGGGAUGGAGAAUGAGUACGAGCCCCAGGAUUACUUGAAUUUCUUCUGCCUCGGGAAUCGUGAGACAGAUGUCAGUGGAGGCAAGCCCAGCACAAAGAGCUCCAGUGGAACUACCCCACAAGCACUUAGUCGGAAAAACAGCCGAUUCAUGAUCUACGUUCACUCGAAGGGGAUGAUAGUAGAUGACGAGUUUGUGCUCAUGGGUUCUGCAAACAUUAACCAACGCUCUCUGGAAGGAACCAGGGAUACUGAAAUUGCCAUGGGCGCGUAUCAACCUCAGUAUAUAUGGGCAAACAAACAUGCUAAUCCACAUGGAGAGAUCUAUGGAUAUAGGAUGUCGCUAUGGGCUGAGCACACUGGUACAAUUGAGACAUGCUUUGAGCAACCGGAGAGUUUAGAAUGCGUGAGGCGCGUGAGAUGGAUGGGCGAGCUGAACUGGAAACAGUUUGCUGCUAAUGAAGUGAGUGAUAUGCGCGGCCACCUGCUUAAGUAUCCGGUUGAGGUCGACAGAACUGGGAAGGUGAGGCCUCUUCCCGGCAACGAAACAUUUCCAGACAUGGGUGGCAAGAUUAUAGGAACAUUCAGUGGCAUUCAAGAGAAUCUCACUAUUUGAUCUAAACUAAACCUCAGAUUUUACUGUUCUUGUGCAUCAUUCCUUCAUUUUUGAUGCUAGAUUCAUGGCUUUGAUAAUUUGUUUUGAUCCACUCAUCAUUAUAGGAAAACUAGAUUGAGUUGUAACCUUGACUACAGAAACUAAUAAGGGGUUUAUUUUUCUUGAUUUUAAUAAAUAAUUAUGUAAUCCGUAAUCUAUUUA